Messenger RNA from Equus caballus (horse), 9133 nucleotides. Lineage: Eukaryota; Metazoa; Chordata; Mammalia; Perissodactyla; Equidae. The record is from RefSeq and is a predicted model, not a curated record.
UGUAAGGGACCAACCAGAAAGUGGUAAGAACCUUUCUGACCCAGAAUUAGUAGAUAGGGAUAGAGCCCUCUGAGGUAUGAUGAUGCUUCUCUUGGACCAGGAACCCUAGAAGCCUUGAACCCAUGACCUUUCUGAUCCCUGACACUGGUAAUCCUCCCAAGUAAAUAGAGCGCAGUAGAUCCUCCCUAUAGAGAUUGAGCUCUAGGCAUGCCAGAAGUUGUAGUAAUACCUUACCUUUUGUUGUUCAGAUCAGUCUUGUUACUCACCAACAUGGUGAUGACAUCAUCACCACUUUCUGCCCAUAAAUAAUCUACCCACUAAGCUGUGUCCUUGAAAGAAUUGAUGUCUGUGAUUGAAAGUGUUGCAGAAAUUUGAAAGAUUUAGUGGAGAUUUGGAGAAAGUAAUGUAUCUGUCCUUCCUCUCUGCUAGUCUUACCAGCCUCCCUAUUGUGUCCCUCAAUCCCUUUUUCACAUAAAACAUGGCCUAACACCCACUUGUGAUGUCAUAGAUAACCACUGCAAUAGUUGAAUCGUGAACGUAGCUAGGAAUUAGGCUGCAAAAACGCUCCUGACCAACUGUGUCCCAUAGCUGCAGCUAAACUUGCAUAAAACAAGUGUUUAGAAAGAAGGUGGAGAAAGAAACUAGCCUUUUAAAGGCCAGAACUUAAUAAAGGCAAAAUAAAAAGAGUCAAGGAAACUGGAUCCCUAAAAAGUGACUGCUAUGGCCACAAACCAAGUGGCCUGCCAUCCUAGGACAGGUCUAGUCUCAAUACAUGGUUUUGAUUAAGGAAGACCCUAUAGAGCAGCAGAUUUAAGGAUUCAAGGCCACUUGGACUUUGCGUUCCAGUUGGAGAUUAGAUGAGGGCAGAGCAAAAGAAACAGCACAGGGUUUGGUAAUUUGGGGAGGCUUCACAUUUUUCUUUCCCUUCUUUAUCCACAGAUAAUCUGGGGUGGUGCUACCCUACUCUGAUGAAUAGGCCUAAAGGGUUGAGGUGUAGGGUUAGUGAUAUGAGAGUGAACACUCACUAUUUGGUCCUGUACAUGAUCUUAGGAAGUCAAUUCCAGUGGUUUCCUGCAAAUGAGAGUCACACACUCACUCUGUACCACUCCUCUACACCUAAUACCAGGCAAUCUUAGAAGUGGAAGUGGAGAAUGGCUCUUGAGAAGAUUGUCCUGGCUCAACUUCUCAAUGCUUACACUAGAUAACUUCAAGAAGAGUCCCUGGGGGGACCAUGGCCAAUGCAGAGUCCUCGUUGCCCACAGCCCUAGGCCUGACCACAGAUCCUGGCACAAGUGAGGUGGAGCUGGACUGCCAGUUUGAUGAGGAGUUCAAGUUCAUCCUGCUGCCUGUAAGCUACGCAGUUGUCUUUGUGCUGGGCCUAGGCCUCAAUGCCCCUACCCUCUGGCUCUUCCUCUUUCGCCUCCGACCCUGGGAUGCAACGGCCACCUACAUGUUCCACCUGGCCUUGUCAGACACUUUCUAUGUGCUGUCGCUGCCCACCCUCAUCUACUAUUAUGCAGCCCGCAACCACUGGCCCUUUGGCCCUGGGCUCUGCAAGUUCAUCCGCUUUCUCUUCUAUUGGAACCUCUACUGCAGCGUCCUGUUCCUCACCUGCAUCAGUGUACACCGCUACCUGGGCAUCUGCCACCCGCUGCAGGCACUACGCUGGGGCUGUUCACACUUUGCAAGCCUUCUUUGCCUGGCAGUUUGGUUGGUCGUAGCCAGCUGCCUUGUACCCAACCUGUUCUUUGUCACAACCAGCACCAAGGGGGACACCAUCCUGUGCCAUGACACCACUCGGCCUGAGGAAUUUGACCACUAUGUGUACUUCAGCUCAGCAAUCAUGGGGCUGCUCUUUGGCGUGCCCUGCCUGGUCACUCUUGUCUGCUAUGGGCUCAUGGCCCGGCGCCUGUAUCGGCCCUUGCCAGGGGCUGCCCAGUCAUCUUCUUGUCUGCGUUCUCUCCGCACCAUUGCUGUGGUGCUGACUGUCUUUGCUGUCUGCUUUGUGCCUUUCCACAUCACCCGCACCAUUUAUUACAUGGCAAGGCUGUUGGAAGCUGACUGCCAGGUGCUGAACAUUGUCAACGUGGUCUACAAAGUGACUCGGCCCCUGGCCAGUGCCAACAGCUGCCUGGAUCCUGUGCUCUACCUGCUCACUGGGAACAAGUAUCGACGUCAGCUCUGGCAGCUCUGCAGUCGUGGCGGCCCCCGGCCCCCCAUGGCUGCCUCCUCCCUGGCACUGGUGUCCCUGCCUGAGGAUAGCAGCUGCAGGUGGACAGCCACCCCCUAGGACGGAGGGUUCCCUACCCCUAGGGCAGGUACAUUGUAACACUGGAAGCCAGGAAGUGAGAGAAAAGGGGGUGAGUGCAGGGUAGAGGCGACGGAACCUAGUAGUGACAUGUGAUGAUAUGGCUGCUUCCUCCUCUUUUCCAGGCCCUGGAGAGAGGCCCUCACCCUGAGGGUUAGAGGAAGCCAGGGAAGUCAUGUGUGAUGCCCAUAAACCCUUCAGCUGGCCUCUCCUUUUUAGCCAAAGUGGGUAGCAGCCGCUCUUCCUCCUCUACUUCUUUCUCUUUGUUUCUGUCCUCUUCCUGGGGCCAUUUGUCCUGUUUCUUGAUCCUAUAAGCCUUCCUGGAAAUCUUCCCCAGUCCUCCUUCCCCCUCCCUUUUCCUGCACAUCCUUGUGUAGCAUGUGUUCCUCCAGACCAGAGCAUUCAACUGGAGGGGUGGAGAAGCUGAAGUAAUCUCAGGAUUGGCCUGGCUUAUCUGCUGGUGAUAGUCAGAGUCAGGAAGUGGGGGCAACAGUAUAUCACAGAUGCCAAGGAUGUGACAUAUGUAGCAACCACACCCACUUCCUAGUUUCCCCUCAAAGACAGGAUAGCCUUGCCUACCAAGGUGCUAAAAUAGGGCACAAUCCCAGACAGCCUGCAUGUCAGGGUCCCCACAUGCGUCUGGAGGCAUGGCACUGUUGAACUGGUGUAUAGCCACGAGGUAGAGAGGGAGCCCUGCGUCAUACCAUGGGGCGGGGGGACCCUGAGGAGCCCCAGGGGGUGGGGCCCAAGCUGAUAGCCUUUGGACCAGAAAUGGGGAUGGACCUCCUUUACGAUAUUUGCUGAGAGCAUAUUUGACAGCUCUCAUACUUAAUGAAAGGAAGAGGGGAUGGCUCAGAAUGAGAGGGAGGAGCUCUUGUGUCUAUGGCUGUAAGUUCUGGCACGAAGGGGUGGAGCAGGUUUGUGCAGUGGUUGGGGUGGUGACAGGGAUCGAUGCCCAGAGCUGGCUCUGCACUGGCCUCUCCCCUUUCUCUAGCUUCUGCCCUAGAUACGUGAUAAAUCUGUAACCAGCUGUUGCAGAUCAAGCUUUAGGAUUUCAAGGCCAGGGCAGGGAACUGGAACUGGACGGCUCCCCUCAGAGUCUCCCAUCCAGUCACUUCCCACCAGCGUGGUCUUAGUGCUUAUGGGCUUAUGGGAGUUGAUGGCGGGGGGUGGGGUGGGGGCGGCAGAGUAUGGAACUUGGGGAGCUAACCUCCAAGCCUUGGGAAAUAAGAGUUUCUGAGCUGGCAUUUGUGAGAAGGGUGGGCUUACACUUCUAGGCACCCCUUCUGAAAUCACCUUCUAGCGCAUUGGUCUCCUGAGUCUUCAGCCUUCCCGUUUUUUUUGCCCUACCCUCGCUACCCUUGCUGACCUGUCUCUGAUCUCUUACUUGCCUAUUUGCUGCUAAGGGGUCUCUCUGGAGAGGAAGGUUGGGACUGGUCUGCAGGAACAAAAUGACUUCAAUGCCCUAAGUGCCUCUUUGCAUUCUUUUAAGUGCUCCCUCUUCCUCCCUGGAUAUCCAGAACCUGCCUGUUACCCAGGACCCCUUCUGUUAGGAGUAAAUGAACUGACCUUCUUCUUAGUCUCCCAAUCUCAUGGCCACUGCCUAGACUGUUACAUACCCUGUUCCUCAUCUGCACUCUCUCCUGUGUAUUCCUGUGAUCGCAGCCUCCUUGCCUAUCAUCUCUCCUACCCAUCAGUCCCACCCAGUAAAGCUGCUCUCUCCAUCACAACUGACCCAGCCUCCUCCAUUUCUCAAGUCCACUUAGCUUUUUUAUGCUUAAUUGAGACUAACUGGCCAGACUUUGUGGUCUGCUACUUUAGGGCUGCCUUCUCUCACAUUCUCACUUUAAUUAAAUGCCUUGACUUUCACCUUAGGCCAAUCUUCUUCUGUCUCCUAGGACUGGAGAAGAUAGCAGAUGAAGCCAGAGGACAAGGCUGGCUUGACCCACUGAAACUUCGUCUUUGAACUUCAUCUAAGCCCCCAUUCCUCUUAGCUUGCUGACUUCCUAGUAAACAUUCCAGGGCAACUGUUUCCUGUCUUUUCUGCCUUCUCAAGGCCCCAACUUCAUCCUACCCUAUGACCCCUUAAGAGUUACCUUGCCUCCUGCAAAACUGAGAUCUAAUACCUCAACUUCUCUCUGCUUCAUUCAUGUUAACUCUACUUCUAUAUCCAUCUUGUCUUUCUCCCUUUCUUCCCUCCAGUCCCAGAAUAAGAGGUGGCCCUCUUUCUAGUUCCUUUGUUUAUCCCUCUUCAUCAUUUUCAGUCUCUUCCAUAACUGAUUUCAUCCCAUCUGUAAAAAAAAAACCCAACUAAACAAAAAUAAAGUGUUACCACUAUUACCUUGACCCUGCUAUCUCUUCUAGCUACCCUUCUAUUCAUCUUAUUCAUUUCAUUGUCACAUUUCUAGAAAGAGUACCAUAAACCUCAUUUCCUCACCAGAGUCACCCCCUUAACUCUCUGAAUCUGGUUUCCUUCCUACACUUUUCUGUACCUAUAACACAAAUGACCUCAUAAGGAAGACCUUUAAUGGUCUUUUCUCUACCUUCAUCCUCUUUGACUUCUCUACUUCACUUGACCCCGUUGCAUGUCCUCUUUAAAAUUUUUUAUAAAAACAUUAAAAAAUUCCACUAUGACAAUAUCAAAGGAAAUUUUGAAAUAAAAUAUUCAUCUAUACUUCUAAACCCUAGACAAUUGCUUUCAUUUUUCCAUGUUCUGUGCUUUUUCAAUUUGUAUUAUAUAUAUAUAUAUUUUACAUAAAUGUAAUCAUAGUGUAUGUAUAUCUUAAAAUUCUGCUCUUAAGAAACUUUUUAUUGUAAAUACUCUCCUUGUGCUACAGUCUUUCAUGUUUAUCAUUUCAGUGGCUGCAUAAAAUUACAUUUUUGUAGGCUAUAUUUUAUUUGACUGUUCCCCUAUUAUUGGGCAUUUAGAUAACUCCCAAUUUUUCUGUGCUUUGAACAUCUUAAUGCGUAUGGCUUUUUUCUUCUUUGUAGUUCUGUUCGUAGGACAAGUCUCCUGGAGUGGGAUUACCAGAUCAGAGCAUGAACAUUUUUAUGGAUCUUGAUUUCCAAAAGGACUGCAUAAAUUUUCAGCACCACAAUAAUACAUGAGUGUUCCAGUUCCCUUGCAGCUCUAGCUUGGACUUUAUAAGAAAUCUUUUUGGAUGGCUUAAACACUAUUCAUCAAUUUCAUUUCCUUGAUACUCAUGGGAUUAAACACUUUCCCAUAGGCUUACUAUUUGCAUAUCCUCUUGUGUGAACUGUCUGUUCAUAUCCUUCUCCAACUGACAUCUUAGUGGUUUUCUUAUAUAUCUAAACAUAUUCUUUUUUUUUUUUCUGCUUUAUCUCCCUAAAUCCUCCCGGCACAUAGUUGUAUAUCUUAGUUGCACGUCCUUGUGGUUGUGUCAUGUGGGACGCUGCCUCAACGUGGCCUGACGAGCAGUGCCAUGUCUGCGCCUCGGACUCGAACCGGCGAAACCCUGGGCCGCUGCAGUGGAGCACGUGGACUUAACUGCUCAGCCACGGGGCCGGCCCCUAAACAUAUUCUUAAUGUAUUUAACAUACAUGUUAACCCUUUGUCAUAUUUGACAUAAAUAUUUCUUCCAUUUAUUGUAACACUUUUAAUUUUAGUUCCCUAUUUUAUUCCCUUGCUUUAAAAUUUCUCUCCUCCUACUUUUCUCUCUCUUAUUACUUCCUCUCUCUUUGCUGGCUUCUCUUUCUCUUUUACUCACUAAGUGAACAGAGGUCUGAGAUCUGUCAUAGUCAUAGCAUUUGGGGAUUAUUUAAUUUCCUCUCCCCAUCUGAUGCUUGAUUUUCUCUUGGAGACAACAUAUAUGCACGUGAAUACAAUUCACUUGACUCAUAGUCCUUGAGAGUACUUGUUAUCUUAGGAAUCUUCUGGGGCCUGGGCACACUCUCACUUUACAGAGGAGGAAACAGGCCCAGAGAUGACUUACCCAUGACUUAGUAAGUUAGUAGCAGAGCAGAGAAUAGACCUCAGGUCCCCUGGCUCCCAGAUCUCCUUCCACUACACCAUGUCAACUCAGCUCUAGGCCUGACCUUCUCCCAGGUUCCACCUUGAUAUCUUUAAUUGCCCACUGAACAGUUUCACUUGGAUCUUCCAUUGUUACUUUCAACCCAAGAUGUCAAAAACUAACCUCCCUGAACCGGUUUCCCUACCUGUCUUGCUCAUUUCUGUUCAUGGCGUCUUCUUUCCUCAAGUCACCUAAGCUUCAAAACUCUCAGGCAAAUUCAACUCUUCUCCCUCCCUAUUUCAGGAGAUUCUAACCAUUUCUUUUUUCAUCAUAUCAAUUACAAUUGACCUUCCCUUAUGGUCCCAGUGCUACCAUUCUAAUACAAACUCUUGUCACCUGAUCCUCGACUGACUGUCACAGCCUCCUAACUGGUCUUCCUUACCUCCAGUCUCUCCUCACCUGAAUGCGUCCUGUACAAUGUAUAUUGCCAGAUUGAGCAGCCCAAGGACUGCUUUCACAGUUUCAUUGUCUUACUCAAAACUCUUUCAUGGUUCCUUAGCAUCUUCAACACAAGUUGAAAUCCUGCUAACUCUUACCCACAGUGACCUUCCUGGUCAUCUGCAAUAAUUAUUGUCCAUGUUAGUCAUUUGACACUUCCUUGUCUUUUUUUUUUUUUAAAGAUUGGCACCUGAGCUAACAUCUGUUGCCAAUCUUCUUCCUUUUUUUUUCUUUCUCCCCAAAGCCCCCCAGUACAUAGUUGUAUAUUCUAGUUGUAGGUCCUUCUAGUUGUGCUAUCUUUUUUGUCUUUUGAUAUUACUUAUACUAUUAUCUGGAAUUGUUAUUUGACUCUUUAUAUAUGUUUGUUUUGAGUUCCCACCUGUAAACCCCGUGAGUUACUGUGAUCAUGAAAGAGCAUAGGACUGAAAAUCAGAAAACCCAAGUUUGAGCCCUGGUUAUGAAAGUGGGACUCAGGUGUGUCACUUGGGUGAGUCAGUCAGACUCUCUCAGCCACAAUUUCAUCAUCUGUAAAAUGAGGAUCAUAACCUCAGCUUUAAGUACUUCAGAUCAUGGUAAGGCUCUGAAAAUCUAGAGAGCUAAGCAAAUAUAAAUGGUUGUUAUUAUAUCAUCCCAUUUGCUUAAUAAAUGGUGCUUAGUAAAUAUUUGCUGAAUGAUUAUAUGUCAGUAAUUCAGUUUAAUGUUUCUUCUCCUGAGUAUAUUUCCAUGUUAAGAGGCCGCAGGAACCUUAACGAACCUAAAGAUCUAGGGGGCACUUUAAGAGUAGUAGAGGUAGGGAGGGUAUUAGAAAGAUGUUUUGAAGGAAAGUAGGCCUGUCCAGCAUCUCUCACAUCUCAAUACACUAGCUACUCACUACUUGGCCUACUUGUAAGUCUAACCUGGAUGUGGAGAGGAGGAGAAGGUGGUACAUCUGAACUUUCACUUCCCCCACAUUUCCUACUACUUCAUCCCAUAGCCCCCAACUGGUUAGGCUAAAUGUUUUACCUAUGACUCUGUUUUUCUUCAUUGAUGUGAUGAAAGCCAGCAUUUUGGUGAAGGAAGUGAUAAGGAGUAGUAGAAAGAACAAGCAAUUUUAGUCAGAUAACCAGACGUGGCUUUGAAUCUUUGAUCUGCUACUCAAUAGCUGCAUGAUCUCAGACAAGUUACUUAAUCUCUCUGAGCUUCAGUUUCCUCAUUGGUAAAUUGGGAAUGGUGAUACCUGUUUGGCAGGGCUGUUGAGAAGUACAGAAGUAAUGGAUGAAGAAAUAUCAUGUAUAGUUCCCAUGGGUGGGAACCUCUUUUCAACAGUUCUCAACUUUAGUGUAGCUGGAUGAGGAGCCAGAAUUCCAGAUUUGGAUUUGGUGCUGCUUAGAAGUGAUAGUUAAGAUCAUGACAAAGAAUGAACCCUUGAAUGUGAGAAGCAGAAGUCUAAGAACUGAUCACUGAGAGAUGACCAUAGUGAUGGACUGGGAAGAAACAAAUUGGGACUCUGGCAUUGCAUCAAGGGAGAAGAGAAUUUCAAAAAGAAGGACUUAUAAAACUUAAUUUAAAAAAAACCUUUGAAUGAAAGAAAAGAAGAAAAAUUAAGAAAGUAAGCAACAGUGUCAAAUGCCUAAGGGAAUUCAAGGAGGACAAGACACUCAGAUAGAUAAUAAAAAUACUUGAUUCCCUGCCAGCCUGGAUCUAUGCAUACAAAAGAUAUUAGCCAAUGAGUGAACUAAAGAGGCCAAUCUCAAAUAGCUUUUGUAAUCAAGAACUGUUUACAUUCAUUUAUAUUCUUCCUUCCCUUCGAGUUCUUAGAUGCCGCUACCUCUUUCCAAAGAUUUCAGAAUAACUCAUUGAAUGGGUGACUUGCCAUACAUAACCUAUAGGGCUGUUAUUUCCCGUUUGAGCUGAGAGAUGGCUUGUCACCAAAAGAAGUGCAAAAAUACUUGAGUACAACCAAAGAAUGAGGCUGUCUGUGAGGGCACCUUGGUAUGUGUUUGAUUGCCAGAACUUAUGUAUUUAGGUCACAAGUGGGAAGAAGAAAAAUCAUCCCUCCUUGAGUCAAAGUGUAAAUUAUUAAAUGUGGCAACUGUCCAAGAGAAAGAGGAAGAUGAAAUCCUUCCUGGGAUUAUUACUGUACAUUGUGUACUAUGGUUUGAGGCCCUAGUAGUGCUCUUAGAUCUACUGAUGGGAAGGAGAAACCAGAUGUACUUGGAAAACUCAAGAUAAAAAUCAACUAAUGCCCUCUCAGGGGACAUCAUGCUGCUGGCACCUGCUCAAUCUGUGUACUUCUCACUGGUAUUUCACUUACUGUUCAUUGUAAGCCUCAUUCCCUUUACCUCCAAAGUGAAUAAAAUAUGUCUUUUUACCCAAA